Molecule: messenger RNA, 5455 nt
Organism: Argiope bruennichi
Lineage: Eukaryota; Metazoa; Arthropoda; Arachnida; Araneae; Araneidae
Gene: pcm
Product: 5'-3' exoribonuclease 1-like
Exons: 2
Coding region: 108-5123 (1671 amino acids)
Biological process (GO): nuclear-transcribed mRNA catabolic process; rRNA catabolic process
Cellular component (GO): nucleus
Molecular function (GO): 5'-3' RNA exonuclease activity; RNA binding
Source: RefSeq, a predicted model, not a curated record
CCGAUCUCCCGUAUAUUUAUAUAAUUUCUAUACGUUGAGGUUGUGAUUUCUGUCUUCUGUGACGCGGCGACAUCAGUCGUCUUUUAGAAAUUAAAUCAGGCUAAAAGAUGGGUGUUCCUAAGUUUUAUCGUUGGAUAAGUGAACGUUAUCCAUGUCUCAGUGAAGUUGUAAAAGAAUAUCAGAUUCCAGAUUUUGACAAUUUGUAUCUUGAUAUGAAUGGCAUCAUACACACAUGCUCCCACCCAAAUGAUGAUGAUCCACACUUCCGUAUUACUGAAGAAAAAAUUUUUGCUAAUAUUUGUUAUUAUAUAGAAUUCUUAUUUAAAAUGAUAAAACCAAAGAAAGUUUUUUUCAUGGCUAUUGAUGGAGUUGCACCCAGAGCCAAGAUGAAUCAGCAGAGAGGCCGGCGUUUCAGAACUGCAAAAGCUGCUGCUACACUUGAAGAGGAAGCCAAAGCUUGUGGAGAGGAAUUGCCUACUGAAGCAAGAUUUGAUUCCAAUUGUAUCACUCCUGGAACAGCAUUUAUGGCUAGACUUCAGGAAGUUUUGAAAGGGUUUGUUGUUCAUAAAAUCUCAUCAGAUAAUCUAUGGAAAAAUGUUCGCGUCUAUUUGUCGGGACAUGAAACACCUGGAGAGGGCGAGCAUAAAAUUAUGGAUUUCAUUCGAUAUGAGAAAUCCCAGCCAGGCUAUAAUCCUAAUACAAGGCACUGUCUUUAUGGACUCGAUGCUGAUUUGAUAAUGCUUGGUUUAUGUUCCCAUGAACCUUUCUUUUCGUUGCUGAGAGAAGAAGUAAAAUUUGGAGGGAAAAGGAAACAGAAGCGAAUAACUACUCCAGAAGAGACUACCUUUCAUUUGCUUCAUAUUUCUCUUUUGAGAGACUAUUUGGGUCAUGAAUUUUCCCCUGUAAAAGACAAAAUUCCAUUUCCAUUUGAUUUAGAACAUAUUGUAGAUGACUUUGUAUUGAUGAGUUUUCUUGUAGGCAAUGAUUUUAUUCCUCAUCUACCUCAACUUCAUAUUCAUCAUGAUGCUCUACCAGUUCUCUUCCAAACGUACAUGGAUGUUUUACCAAAGCUGAAUGGAUACAUCAAUGAACAAGGCUACUUAAACUUGGAAAGGUUUGAAAUUUUUAUGACUAAACUUGCUGAAUAUGAUUUUAAAAAAUUUGAAGAAAUGAAUGACGAUUUUCAGUAUUUAGAAGGAAAAUCCAAGUCAAAGAAAGAGGAUGAAAAGGAAAAAAUCAGUACCAGUGAUGUGUUAGCCAACCUGGGAUUCAGCAGCUUGGCUAUCAGCGAUACUGCAGAAUAUGAUUCUUCUACUGAUGAAGAAGAAAACAGUGAAGAAGAAUCAACUUUGGAACUUGAGUUCAAUAUGCAUAAAGUAGAUUAUUACAUGAAUAAAUUAGAUUUCGAAGUUGUUACUCCUGAAGUACUUAGAGAUCAAGCAGAGGGCUAUGUUCGAGCUAUACAGUGGAAUCUUCAUUACUAUUACAAUGGUGUCGUGUCAUGGAGUUGGUAUUAUCCUCAUCACUAUUCUCCUUAUAUCUCCGAUGUAAAGGAUUUUAAAAAUAUGGAAAUGACAUUUGAGCUUGGAAAGCCUUUCCUUCCAUUCCAGCAGCUUUUGGCUGUCUUACCAAAAUUGAGUAAAGAUCUUUUACCUGAAGCUUAUCAAAAGUUGAUGUGUGAAAAUGAUUCCCAAUUAAUCGAUUACUAUCCUGAUGACUUUGCGACUGAUCUAAAUGGAAAACAACAGGAAUGGGAAGCAGUUGUCUUAAUUCCUUUUAUUAAUGAGAAACUUUUAUGUAAAUGUUCAGAAAUAGCAGACAAAUAUUUAACAGAAGAAGAGAAGAAACGUAACAGGCAUGGUCCUCAUCUUUUGUACACUUAUACUGAAAAGUCAUCUGGUCCUUUGCGAUCAUUCUUACCUGGUCAUUAUCCUCCUACAAAUGCUGUUCAUGCCAAAGUAACGGAAAUCGAUCAAGAUUUUUUCAGAGUCCCUCCUGAAAAGUUAAUCAAGGGUCUUUGCAAUGGCGUAGUUAUGGAUAAAUUUAUAAUAGGAUUUCCAACUUUGAGAACUUUGAAACAUUCUGCUAAGCUGAAGAAUGAGAAGGUGAAAGUCUUCCAGAUGGUCAGUUUGAAGGAUAAUAUGAUGUUGAAAAUUGAAGAAAAAACUGAGGAUGAUAUUAACAAAAUAUGUGAAAAAAUUCUUGGAAAAAUAAUUUAUGUGAAUUGGCCCCAUCUUCGGGAGGGUUUAGUCACUGCUAUUUCAGAUGGUAUGACCCGAUAUUCUUAUGAUAAGCGCAGCCACACUUUAAAAUUUAUUCAAGAAGAAAUGAAUAAAGAAGAUAAGAAAAUAUGGGAACGAGAAGUUGAUAGUGUGGAAGAAUACUUGUAUCAAAGAUGGGGAAUUUUUGCUGGACAGACAAAAGUUCUUGCACAUAUUAAACGCCUGUCUGGUUCUAAAAUAGUUUUAACAAAGGAUGGUAAAGUUAAAGAAGAAAAACAGUUUGAAAGCUCUAUAACUAAUUUUGCUUUGCAGACAACUGUGUCUAAUAUAGAUGCUUUCUGUCCAGAUGGUGAAAUAGAAAAAACAGUUCAGGACAUUUUUCACCCAGGAUCAACAGUUUUUGUUCUUACACCUCAGUAUUAUGGAAGUACAGGAAAAGUUAUUGACUGUGAUCAGUUAAGUUCUAAAGGUUUUAUUAUAGUGAAUAUUGAACUUGUAUCUGAACCUGAUUUAUUACCUGUUAUACAAAACCAGGAAGAGUUAAUGCUAGAACAAUUUAUGCCUGCUUAUGUUGUUGCUCAACAAUUAGGCAUGGAAUCUCAUUUUAUUUCCCGCUUAACUGGGACAUUUUUGGUCCAGACUAGUCCCAAAGGCAGUAGUAAUCCUAAUCGUGUGAAUAUCGGUUUAAAUCUGAAAUUUAAUCACAAAAAUGAGGAAGUACAAGGAUUUUCCAAAAAAGUUGAUAAUCAAUGGUUGUAUUCAGAAGAAGCUGUAAAGAUUUUAAAUUCAUAUAUAAGUAAGUUUGCUGAUUUUUUUGAAAAACUCAUUGGUUAUUUAGGAUGUGAUGUAGUUUAUCUUGAGGAUAUGUAUCCAAAUGGGGAAGGUUUAAAAAUAAUAAAAGAAAUGGCAAGCUGGCUGAAAGAGCAGGCUUGUUCCAAAGCAGAUCGACAGUCAUGUGGAAUAAAGAAGCUGGACAAUGGUAUUGUUUGUGCAAUUGAGAAGACUGUGCAAAGUUCUUUAAAAGAUGAUGUAUACCACAUAAAAAAAGGAAUAUCCUCAGCUCAGUUGUAUAGCCCAUAUAUGUGUAAAGGUGUUUAUAUGCCUGAUUCAAGAGUCUCAUUUCAUCUAUUUGAUCGUGUUGUGAACACAUCUCCAUCAUCUAGUGUUCCACUUGGCUUAAAGGGAACCAUUAUUGGUAUUCAGACUGCAGAUAAGGAAUGUGAUUAUAUCUAUGAAAUUUUAUUUGAUGCAGAAUUCACUGGUGGCAUAGCCACGCCUUCAGGAUCCAACAAAAUAUACCGGAUGGCUCCAAAUGCGAUAAUUAAUAUAUCUCAUGGUGAAAGAUUAAAAAGACAAAGUAAUUCCCCUUCUAAAAGUGGUAGAAAUGUAAUGCCAAGAUUGAAUAAGAAUAAUUUAUUUGACUCUUCAAUAAAGCAAUUGCAUACUGUAGAUUCAUCCCCUAUGCAGAUUCUCCAAAAGAAAUCAUCUCAUAAAUCAGCAUCACUUCAAACCCAGCCAUUUUACAAAGCAGAUACAACUAAUAUGUUUCAGACACAGGACUCCAAAUAUGCGAGUCCUGUUUUUUCUCCUACAUGGUCUGAAAGUAAGCAGUUUGUUACCCCGAAAGCAAAUCGUUUAAGUGGUGGAUAUAUUAAUAGCUCCAAUAAUUUGAUGCAACCAAAUGCUUCAAAUCAUAUUCAUUUAAAAAAUUUCUGGGCUGAUUUAAAGAAAACUCCUGAAUCUCAUUCUUCCUCAAAUAAACAAAUACCCAAUAUUCAACAGAAUAAACAUGAACAAGGCUAUGGGCAGAAAGUUUCUGUAGAGGAACUUUUCCAAGGUGCUCAAAAUCAUAUUGAAAGUAACCAAAGCAGAAAUGUGCAGAGGGAAAAUGCUCCACCAUCUAAUCGAAUGGCUGUGGCUCCUAAAGAGGCUGUGGAGGCCCUUCGACAGUUUUGUUUGGAACAUCUUAAAACUCCACCAAUAUUUACUUACAAUAAUUAUGGUUCAACAAGCUUAUUUAUUGCAACUGUUAGUCUUUCUAAUGGUGAUAAGGCGUCCAGUAUGCCAUGCUUAUCUAAAUUUGACGCUGCAGCUGAUGCUGCUGCUAAGACAUUGGCUUCACUUCAUUCCAGAUUGCCUGGAUUGACUACCAAUCAGAAUUAUUUAGCUGGCAUGAUUCAACAUGAAUCAAAUGUAGGUAGAAUACCAGUAGCUCCUCCAACAAGAACCCUCCAACCUGACUAUCGGCCAUUUAUAUUUUGCCCUCCUCCUUAUGUACCAGUUCCUAACUUUCAGCAGCCACCACCAGCAUUACCUUUUAACCCUGCUUGUUUUGAUGCCCCUGUUCUGAGGCAUCCUCAACCUCUUCAUUCUACGCAUAUACCAGAUUCUUUUGUGAAAGCUAACCAAAGAUUUUUACUAGAUUCAGAGGCAUGCAUGCCUACUCAGCAGUUACAAACUGCAUCUUUACCUUCUCAGAGCAGCAACAACAGAGCUUCAUAUGGUGAAAAAGAUGUAGUCCAUCUUCCUGGAGGAGGAACUGCUGUCAUUCGUAACACAAAACUGGGAAACACAAAAUUGAAUGAUUCGGUGAAUUCUAAUAUGUUUGUGCCUGCUCAAGUCAUGAAGCAAGCCAUUAAGACUCCUAGCGAAUCAGUUUUGUCAAGCUCUGAAUGGCCUGAUCUUCCACCUCCAAAGGAAAUGGAAAACUCAAGGGAGACAAAUUCACUAAAAUCUGAAAACUCUCCUAAAGAAAGGACUCAGCUUUAUUCAGAUGCAUCCAACAUCCCACCUUCUACUGAUGCUAAGCAGCCAACUUCACAUCCGUCCAACAUGACUGUUUUAAAAUCUAAAAAUAAAAGACGGAUAGCUGCAAAUUUUCAAAAUCCUCCUGGCAACUAGUGCUUGAUGUAACUCUGUGCAUGUACAGUUUUAUUCAAAUUUUAAAACUGAAUGUGAUAUUCAUAGAUAUUUCUUUUCUUAAAUCUUAUAUUUAUUUAUUUGACAUCAUUUCUUCUUAUAAAGAUGAUAAAUUUAUAACAAAUUAUAUUUUCAGUUAUUAAUUUUUACAAAUGAUUCCUUGUUUAAUAUUUUUUGAAUGUCAUUGAUUUAAUAUUUUUGAAUGCCAUCUUUAUAUUUCAAUUAAAAUUUUAAGAAUCAUUUAAAUCAGCAUUGUAUUGAAUCUUUAUAAGUCACUGCUUUGCGAAAUAAAAAGUUAUUGUGACACAGAAAAA